Saxophila tyrrhenica is the source of this 1026-nucleotide messenger RNA. RefSeq lists its product as uncharacterized. The coding region runs from base 1 to 1026 and encodes 341 amino acids. Lineage: Eukaryota; Fungi; Ascomycota; Dothideomycetes; Mycosphaerellales; Extremaceae. Gene Ontology annotation, cellular component: nucleus. The record is from RefSeq and is a predicted model, not a curated record. The transcript has 2 exons.
AUGUCCUCCUCCAAAGACACCCACCUUUACCAACCUCGCUCCCACAACCUCUCCAACGGUAAACCGAUCAACACCUCCACCUCCCUCGCCUUCAGCAGCCAACUAUCCUCCCUCAUCUCCGCCCCAUCCACCACAAAAUCCAAACCCACCUCCUCCCGCCUGAAACCAACGAAAGACGACAUCUUCACCCGCCCCAACCGCAACACCGCCAAACGCGCGAAGCGCGACGCCGAAGACUCCCCGCACUUCGAGCAGAAGCACACCACCGAUGGCGAAGGACUGGAUAGCAAGAUCUGGGAGCGCAGCAAGCGGAAGAUGGAGGAGAAGGCGCGGUUGUAUGCGGCGAUGAGGCGAGGGGAUGUGGAGGACGCGGAGGGGAAGUUUGGGGUGGAUUUUGAUCGGAAGUGGGCUGAGGAGGGGGAGAAGGAGGACGAGGAGGUUGAGGAUGAGGACGAGGAUGAAGAAGGGGAGGGGCAGGAGGAGGUGGAAUAUACGGAUGAGUUUGGUCGGGUGCGGACGGGUACACGCGCGCAGGCUGAGCGGGUGCAGCGAGCAGUGCAGGCUCGUCCGCUUGCGCCGUCACAUAUUAUUCAUGGCGACACGAUUCAGCACUCGGCCUUCGACCCCGACGCGCCCAUAGCAGCGCAAAUGGCUGAGCUGGCGCGGAAACGGGACAAGAGCCUCACGCCCCCGCCGGACGAGCAUUUCGACGCUUCGAAGGAGGUUAGGAGUAAAGGCACAGGGUUCUAUCAGUUCUCAGAGGACGUGGAGGAGAGGAAGCGGCAGAUGGCGGGACUGGAGAGUGAGAGGAAGGAGACGGAGAGGAAGCGCGCAGAGCGGCAGGAGAAGCUGGAAGAGCGGAAGAGAUUGGUUGAGGAGAGGAGGAAGGAGGUGCAGGGACGGAGGGCGAAGAGGAAGGCGGAUGAGUUUUUGGAGGAGCUUGGGGCGGAGAUGGGGCAGAAAGGGGUUGAGGAGGAAGAGAGGGUGGAGGGUGAAACUGCGGCAGAAGGAGAUGAUGCUGGCUGA